Otolemur garnettii (small-eared galago) is the source of this 1295-nucleotide messenger RNA. It is a transcript of the gene WNT16, whose product is annotated as Wnt family member 16. NCBI's taxonomy places the organism in Eukaryota, Metazoa, Chordata, Mammalia, Primates, Galagidae. The transcript has 4 exons. Gene Ontology annotation, cellular component: extracellular region. Gene Ontology annotation, biological process: canonical Wnt signaling pathway; multicellular organism development; neuron differentiation. The record is from RefSeq and is a predicted model, not a curated record. Bases 13 to 1116 code for a protein of 367 amino acids. Gene Ontology annotation, molecular function: frizzled binding; cytokine activity.
CAUGCAGGGGUCAUGGACAGAGCGGCGCUCCUAGGACUGGCCCGCCUGUGCGCGCUGUGGGCAGCCCUGCUCGCGCUGUUCCCCUACGGAGCCCAAGGAAACUGGAUGUGGUUGGGCAUCGCCUCCUUCGGGGUUCCGGAGAAGCUGGGCUGCGCCAACUUGCCGCUGAACAGCCGCCAGAAGGAGCUGUGCAAGAGGAAACCGUACCUGCUGCCCAGCAUCCGAGAAGGCGCGCGGCUGGGCAUUCAGGAGUGCAGGAACCAGUUCAGACACGAGAGAUGGAACUGCGUGGUCGCCACCUCCACCACCGCCGCCGCGGCCCCAUUCGGCACCAGCCCUCUCUUUGGCUACGAGCUGAGCAGCGGCACCAAGGAGACAGCAUUUAUUUAUGCUGUGAUGGCUGCAGGCCUGGUGCAUUCUGUGACCAGGUCAUGCAGCGCAGGCAACAUGACGGAGUGUUCCUGCGACACCACACUGCAGAAUGGCGGCUCGGCGAGUGAAGGCUGGCAUUGGGGAGGCUGCUCUGACGAUGUCCAGUAUGGCAUGUGGUUCAGCAGAAAGUUCCUAGAUUUUCCCAUCAGAAACACCACGGGAAAAGAAAACAAAGUACUGCUAGCAAUGAACCUCCAUAACAACGAAGCUGGAAGGCAGGCUGUUGCCAAGUUGAUGUCAGUCGACUGUCGCUGCCAUGGAGUAUCUGGCUCCUGUGCUGUGAAAACAUGCUGGAAAACCAUGUCUUCUUUUGAAAAGAUUGGCCAUUUGUUGAAGGAUAAAUAUGAAAACAGUAUCCAGAUAUCAGACAAAAUAAAGAGGAAAAUGCGCAGGAGAGAAAAAGAUCAGAGGAAGAUACCGAUCCACAAGGAUGACCUGCUUUAUGUUAAUAAGUCUCCCAACUACUGUGUGGAGGACAAGAAACUGGGGAUCCCAGGAACACAAGGCAGAGAAUGCAACCGUACGUCAGAGGGUGCAGAUGGCUGCAAUCUCCUCUGCUGUGGCCGAGGCUACAACACCCAUGUGGUCAGGCACGUGGAGAGGUGCGAAUGUAAGUUUAUAUGGUGCUGCUAUGUUCGUUGCAGAAGGUGUGAAAGCAUGACUGAUGUCCACACUUGCAAGUAAGUACUCCACCCAGUCUGCAGGAUUCCUCAGCAUCAUACAGUGACAGUGCAACCCAGGGGGUCUCUUUCCGUGUGCAGGGCUAGUAAAGUUGACUCCUUUCUAGGAAACCCCAGGUCCUUGGUCCUCUCUGAAAAUGUCCUUUACCCAAUCAACACAUCCACCAUGUGGAUGUUGGGGGG